UCAGCAGACGCUAGGAGCUGUCCGCGGUGCUGAACUGCAUCUCCUCGUUCUGACUCUCUCUCAGUGCCGACAUCUCCCACAGCCAGGAAUCCGCUUACAGCGCAUUCAAAUUAAAACGGGACCUCCGCGACACACUUGAUUAUUCCCGACUCUUUUCACUCAGCGAAUUAUUCUAGAAGGCAGGACGAUUUCUAAAUCCUGUCAUUGCUUAUAUAUUUUUUUCUCUUUCUUCUUUCCCCGGCCACUGGAAGUACCACCGUUAUUCUUUGUAACACACGGACAUUCUGUUUUACAUCGGGAAGAGCAAACCUCGACUUUCGCAGACAUGUGCAUGAGACGUUACUGUCAGUUAAAGGCUCUAUUUGCGGUUUUGGCUCUCGCUGCUGUAAUCGCUCAAAUCCACGGAGAAGGUCCAAGAGAAUUGAACAGCAUCAGUGCGAAGACGUUAGAUGGAGACAGGGGCCUCUUGACACACUUACCCACACAGGACACAGAAAGUGAAGUCUAUUCAGUCACCACUGCCUCACCAAUGAAUAUGCCCAACCACCAGCCUGUCCUCAAGGGUCUGCUGCUUCAUGAACACCUACUUACUAGAGACUUCCAGGGAGACCAGCAUUUUUUCAGGAAGGAUGGCUCUGUGGCUAGAAACCCCACCAUGCCAGGCUUUGUCUCUGCUCCAAAUGCAGGAGACGUUGUCACUCAAAUUGUGCCCCAUGAGGAUGCCCCAGCCUUCUCAGACAUUGCCACUACUGCUACGGAGCCUGCCACAUCUCCACUGACGACACACUCUCCAACAACACCAGGCCCGCCUGUCCCUCUUCCUCAGAAGAAAUCACCCAAGGAGAAGAUGCCGGAUUCAGGCAAUUUGGUGCCAACAACAGAUUCUCUCACUACUCAAGUGACACUAUACAGCAGAGGCCCAGGCACCCCAGUAGCAUCCUUAUUGUCACGGGAAAGGGAUUCUCUCCUUGAUGCCACACCUGGACCCUUUUCAACAAUAAAAGAGAAAGAAAAAUUAAACCCUGACUCUCUGAUCUCUAAGAUUCCUUCAUCAUUUCAUGAAGAAGUCACAAGCGUGGCAUCCACGACUGUCAUCACGACUACCAUCACUACAAUGCAAACAUCAGAGCCGUGCAGCAUGAAUUUCACUGAGUCUGAGGGUAACAUUGAAAUCCAGCAGCACGUUGACCCUGGGGUGGAAUGCAACUACUUGAUUACUGUUUACCUAGGAUAUGGCAUUGAGAUUCAGGUGCUGAAUGUGAGUGUGAUCGAGGGAGAGCAGAUAACAGUGGAGGACACAGGUGGUCAAGAACCUUUCCUCCUCGCCAAUGAGUCAAUCCUGUUAAGGGGCCUUGUUCUUCGCAGCUGGAGCAACCAAAUCUCGAUUCAUUUCCGUAGCAAUCAGCGGCUCAAUUCAGGAUUCCUCCUGCUGCAUUACCAAGCAUUUGUGCUCAGCUGUGCAUUCCCCAAAGAACCUGCGGGUGGAGAAGUUUCGGUGACACAUCUCCAUGCUGGUGGAGAGGCCUACUUCACUUGUUUUACUGGAUACAAGUUGCAAGGUCCGAAAAUGCUCACAUGUCGCAAUGCAACCACACCUUACUGGAGUGGGAAAGAACCACAAUGUGUAGCGUCCUGUGGGGGGAUGAUAAAGAAUGCCACCUAUGGUCGUAUCGUCUCUCCUGGUUUCCCUGGCAACUACAGCAACAAUCUGACCUGCCACUGGGUACUGGAAGCCCCAGAAGGCCACCGGCUUCACAUUCACUUUGAGAAGGUUGCUCUGGCAGAGGAUGAUGACAGGUUGAUAAUUAAAAAUGGGAACAACAUUGACUCUCCCCCUGUGUAUGACUCCUAUGAAGUAGAAUACUUGCCAAAUGAGGGUGUGCUCAGUACUGACCGUUACUUGUUUGUGGAGUUCACCACAGAUGGGACAAUGACUUCCACUGGCGCAGCCAUCAGAUACGAAGCCUUUGCCAAAGGGAUGUGCUAUGAGCCUUUUGUAAAAUAUGGCAACUUUAGCAGCAGCGACUCCAGCUACAGCAUGGGAGCGGUAGUUGAAUUCUCUUGUAAUCCUGGCUACACACUGGAGCAAGGUUCUGUAGUGAUUGAAUGUGUAGAUGCUCAAAACCCACAAUGGAAUGAGACAGAGCCUGCCUGUAGGGCUGUGUGCAGUGGAGAGAUCACAGACUCUGCUGGCGUGGUGUUGUCUCCUAAUUGGCCUGAGGCCUACGACAAGGGGCAGGACUGCAUCUGGGGUAUCCAUGUGGAAGAGGACAAAAGGAUCAUGCUUGACAUCCAAGUGCUCAAUCUGGGUAAGAAUGACCAACUGACUUUCUAUGAUGGUGAUGACCUGACAGCCAACAUCCUGGGCCAGUAUAGCGGCGCUCGGCCACAUCUCAAGCUCUACACGUCCAUGGCUGACGUCACUAUUCAGUUCCAGUCAGAUCCUGCAACUAACAUUUAUGGCUACAACAACGGCUUUGUAGUUCAUUUCUUUGAGGUGCCGAGGAAUGACACUUGUCCUGAACUGCCGGAGAUCCCCAACGGCUGGAAGAGCACAUCUCAUCCUGACCUUAUCCAUGGCACAGUGGUCACCUACCAGUGCUACCCAGGAUAUGCGCUGGCAGGCACUGAGAUACUCAUGUGCCAGUGGGAUCUUACUUGGAGUGGUGAUGUACCAAAGUGUGAUGAAGUUCUGACAUGCCGAGAUCCAGGAAACGUGGAGCACAGUCGAAAAGUGAUCACCAGCACCCGCUUCAAUGUCGGCUCAACCGUGCAGUUCAUCUGCAAUAAAGGCUACGUUCUCUCCGGCUCCAGUCUCCUCACCUGCUACAACCGGGACUCAGCAGUACCCAAGUGGAGCGACAGACUGCCCAAGUGUGUCUCUGAAAAGUACGAGCCAUGUAGAAAUCCCGGUGCACCUUCCACCAGCAUCCAGAGCUCUGAAAAGGCCUUUUAUCAAGCAGGGGAGACUCUCACUUUCUCCUGCCAUGCUGGCUAUGAGCUUCGGGGCGGGGCCACCAUGUACUGUGUCCCCGGACACCCGUCUCAGUGGAACAUCACUCCUCCUGUCUGCAGAGCAUCUUCAGAAAACCAUGUGAAUGAACGAAGGCUUGAUGUUGUUAGUAUGGAUUACAGCAUGGAGGGGACCAAUAUUACUCUUGCAGUUUUUAUUCCAACCGCAGUCGUCAUGGUGAUCGUUUUGGGGAUUUAUGUCUAUUUUGCGAAAUUUCAGGGCAAGUCUAUCAGAAUGCCGACAUCCACUCCACCCUAUGACAACAUGACGGAAGAGUCGGCUUUCGACAACCCUAUUUAUGAGAGCGGACAUUGGCAGACCCGUUGUAGAUACUAAAUCCUGUCAGUAUUUCCACUUUGGCUUUACUACACAACAACUACAAGGACAAAUGAGAAACAUUUAGAGGUGUCCAUUUAAAGCAAGAACUGCUCAAGCUUUGGCUUUUGGGACCCUCUCUGCACUGCUUAUGUUUAAUCUCCAACCUUUUAUUUUAUUUAAUCUAUGUUUCAUCUUCUGCUAUGUUUGUAUUAUUGUAAAUAAGUCUCUCUUUCCUGCACAGUCAAAUCUGUGAAUCUGUUUGAUGCCAUGGUGAUAUUUUUAUAAAGUAAGUUGUCGACCAUUGGUGAUUGUUUUGAGUACUUUUUGAUGGCCUCAGCAAGCUACAUUUAAAGAAGAGGGAAAAGGUAGUUUUUUUUAGUAUCCCUGUACAUUUCACAGUUUUUGUAAAUUUUGUCAUUACUCUUUUUCUUUUCUUUGUGUGUGUAUAUGGGACAAAUAAACUGCCUGUCCGAUAUGAGUGCCUCACGACUGACUAUAACCUGAGAGAUCACACAUGAAAACAUCUGUACAACUCGAAUCUAGAUUUAACUAUUAUCUUAUAUUGUUUCGGCUUAAAGUAGCACUCCACUUUACCUUCAUAAAAUCUCUCUACAAGAUAUUUAUGGAAAGAUUUCCCACCAGCUGAUGUGUGGUUUCCAACAGCAUAUAGCCUCAGAUAUUUUUUUUAUCAGUUAUGAAUGCCAGUAAAGACUACUGUAUGCCCCAUUUUAAAGUCUGCCUCAAAGCAUCAAUAGCAACAGGUGAUUGCAGCUCCUGACAAUAUAACCCCCAGUUUUAACAUAUAAAAACAGUAUCAGAUUAAUUGUACGAUGUUACAAAAUGACUUGUAAAGCGCAGUGUAUAAAAUAAAACAUAUAAAACUGAUGAGUGACGAUAAAGGUGUUCUGCAUCUGCUUGUGUUGAAUUUAAAGAUGGAUGUAUUUAUCUUAUCUGUGCAUUGACUUUAUGUUGAGAUAGCCAUUUUCUUUCAGCCUAACAGCCACUGCAGCCACACCCAGGAAACCACAUCACCUUAAGUGUAUAUAUGAUUCCCUGAAUAAUAAUAAAAACAACAACUGUUUUAAUCUCUGU
Girardinichthys multiradiatus is the source of this 4423-nucleotide messenger RNA. Its product is annotated as seizure protein 6 homolog. NCBI's taxonomy places the organism in Eukaryota, Metazoa, Chordata, Actinopteri, Cyprinodontiformes, Goodeidae. Gene Ontology annotation, cellular component: endoplasmic reticulum; neuronal cell body; dendritic shaft. The transcript has 18 exons. Gene Ontology annotation, biological process: synapse maturation; regulation of dendrite development. The record is from RefSeq and is a predicted model, not a curated record. The coding region runs from base 326 to 3349 and encodes 1007 amino acids.